This is a messenger RNA of Perkinsus marinus ATCC 50983, 899 nucleotides long. RefSeq lists its product as hypothetical. Lineage: Eukaryota; Perkinsozoa; Perkinsida; Perkinsidae. Bases 13 to 861 code for a protein of 282 amino acids. The transcript has a single exon. The record is from RefSeq and is a predicted model, not a curated record.
AGUUGAUAUCGAAUGUCAUCUUCUCCUGAGUCGGUGUCAUCGGGAUCUGCGCCUGAGGAUCCCCCUCGCGCUGGUGCCGCGUCUUCCAGCUUGGGCGCUUCACGGAGUAAUUCCUCUUAUCAUCCACUGCGGGCCCCUCAAGGCCGCUUCUAUCGGAACCAACGACAUUCAGGCAGUGGUCUUCGGAUGGUCUUUGAUUCUGCUAUAAAGGGGAAGUUGGAAGACGCUGGUAUCUUGGCGGAACUCUUCGUCGCACACACCCUUGAGGAGGUCUAUGGUGACGAAUUCUCACUUGACUGGUGGAAGACGAGUGCGAGGACGGCUUGCUAUCCGACCCACGGGCGGGAGGGUGUGGACGAUCGACUCGGGUACGACUUCGAGUUUCUCGAUACCAAAGGUGUGUUCUCUAAGCCGAGGGAGGAUGGUCCUCGGUGGGUCCGACUCGAAGUGAAGGGAACACUGCGAUCUGAGGGUACCGUCAAAUUCGAUAUGUCCCGUAACGAGCUCGCUGUUGCCCAGAAUCCCGAUGCUGAUUAUGCUGUUGUUCUGGUCAAGAACGCCGCCGGAGAUUCUCCUGCUAUUCAGACUGUCCUUACUGACUUCUUUUCGACCAUUCAAGAAAAGCGGGUUGACUGCAAGCCGAGCCAGUACUCGAUCACUUUGGCAGAUCCAGAACUCUACAGCAGCGUCCCUAGCGAGGUUGCCGAGAAACGGCUUUCAGACGCCGAAUCGAAGAUCAUGCUCGUCUCGGAUGAGAAGAAGUUACGUAAUCAAGCAAAACGUUUGAGGCGAGCGGAGACGAGUGAGACUCCAGUUACUGAAACGGAAAUGCGGGAACACCAACGACGCCGAAUGAGAUGAUCAAUUCGUAAAUUAUUCGGCAGUUUGACUAUCUUGUA